This is a messenger RNA of Macrosteles quadrilineatus (aster leafhopper), 939 nucleotides long. RefSeq names its product keratin-associated protein 4-6-like. The record is from RefSeq and is a predicted model, not a curated record. The transcript has a single exon. Lineage: Eukaryota; Metazoa; Arthropoda; Insecta; Hemiptera; Cicadellidae. Bases 1 to 939 code for a protein of 312 amino acids.
AUGAACGACUGUCCUGACUGUGAAAGAAAACACAUAAGGACUAGAAGAUCUCACCACAGUCCUAGAAAACGUACGAAGUACCGAGCUGUCUCCGAGAGAAGGCGGUACAGCCCUGUAGGGUGUGAGUCGUGCAGUAGAGAAGAGCUACGACCUCGCAAACCGUUUUGUUCGCCCUGCGAUCCUUGUAGAGACAGGUGCUGCACUGCACCAGAGCCAGGGCUGUUGAACACAAUACGCAACAGCAUCCAACGGUUAUUCAGUGGAAGAAGGCCAAACCAACUUUAUUUGUACUCCAUGAGCCAACUCAGGUGUAUUGAACAGCUGUUGGACAGUCUGGAGGAGGAAACAUGCUGUGUCGAGGGGGUGAUCAAACAAUCCAUAGAGUGUGACUGUGGCACCAACUGUGAACAGCUCAGAUGUUCCUUGAACAACAUCUCGGAACGACUAGAGAGUGUUAAGUUUGACCUGAUGUGUGCCAAGGAUUGUUACGACCCUUGCAGAGACAGGUGCGAGUUUGAGUUUAUCUGUGGCUUGAUGGAGCGAGUUUAUACUCUGGAGAGACUUCUGCAGGAACUUUAUUUUCAACUCGAAUGUCUAAGAACUCCUUACUACAGGAAGCGUUGUUGCGAUUCCAAACCGUGCGAGAGGUAUUACUGCGGUCCUGAAACCUGUGAUCGGUCUGGGUGUUGCAGUCCUAAACCUUGUGAUAGGACUGGAUGCUGCAGUCUUAAACCUUGUGAUAGGACUGGCUGCUGCAGUCCUAAAACUAGCGAUAGGUCUUCUUGCUGCAAAAAAUGUGACACGGGAUGUAGAGUUUCUUGUUUUGAGAAACCCAAACGCUGCUCACCCAAUCUGGAUAACCUUGGUGAUGUUUGUCAGAAGGGUCUCUGUCGUAAAAACUCAGUAAUACCAGUUGGAGUAAUGCUUGUAAAGCUAUGA